Molecule: messenger RNA, 4873 nt
Organism: Penaeus indicus
Lineage: Eukaryota; Metazoa; Arthropoda; Malacostraca; Decapoda; Penaeidae
Gene: Atg14
Product: beclin 1-associated autophagy-related key regulator-like
Exons: 10
Coding region: 120-1415 (431 amino acids)
Biological process (GO): cellular response to starvation; mitophagy; autophagosome assembly
Cellular component (GO): autophagosome; phosphatidylinositol 3-kinase complex, class III; extrinsic component of omegasome membrane
Source: RefSeq, a predicted model, not a curated record
AUGCGUCAGACUCGGGUGGGAUCUGCAAGAGGAAGGGGCGCCUGCAUUUUCCUAGAAUGUUCCCCAUGCUUACUUCAACGUCCGCGUUGCCGUGCCUGCACGUCGAAGUAUCGUGGUGAAUGCAGCGGGUUUGUGUGCUAUUAUUGUACGCCGACAAGAAACUGCGGUAUUAUCGGCUGAGGAAGGAACUGCUCGAGCAAGAAGAGGAGGUGACAAGGCUGCACCAGACGAAGACGAGGCACCUGCUGCUGAAGGAGCGAAUCAAGGAAGUACAAGAGAGGGUGUCACUACUGAAGCUGGUCAUUGACAGUACCAAAGAAGAUAUCUCACAAGUGAAAACCCAGAGUGCUGAGCUGUCCAACACCAAUGCUAUGCGGAGGCAGCAGCUCCCUCUCUUCCAGCAAAGACUGUCGAAGAUGAGGAAGAUUCUUCACCAGUACCAAGAAAAGAUUCGUGACAAGAGAGAACAACUAGCGAUUAGCGAGGCUCAGCUAAAGGGUGUUGUUCGUGGCAAUAUAAGACAGCUAACGCGAUACAUAUUCCCGAUUACAGAAGUCCAGCCAGCUAGAAGCGUUGAUACUGAUCCAGAGCACCUUGACACGGUAUCAGCAAUUGCAGAGGCAUCACAAACUACAUAUGUAAGAGGUCGCUGGGUAUAUACUGAUACUUCCCAUGAGACACAGUAUCGCAUUGUUCACCCGAUGUUACCAGGAUCUGGAGACUACUCUGCCUAUAAUCUUUUGUCUGUGGGUGCAAGUGGAGGUGAGUGUGAGGAGAGUGAUGGAGAAGAGAGAUCUGGAGGCUACAGUAUUUGUGCAGGCCUCACUUAUCUUACACAGCUUGUCAACACUCUUGCAUUUUAUCUGGAUGUUACCUUACCAAAGAAGCUCUGCUACAGUGAAUUCUGCAGAAACGAGCUGGGCGAACAGCAGUUUGCAAGACGUGUUGCAAGACUUAACACAAACAUAAUAUAUCUGUGCUUGUCUCAGAAUGUGCCGGCUAAAUUGUUGCGACCUACACACAGUAUGCCUAACCUGUUAGCCCUUCUUGAUACACAGAUAGCUGAUCUUGGCAGACAAGGAAGCUUUGAGAUUGCAGAGUCCUUGUUGGAGAGCAUGGAGGAUGGCAUGGAGGAUGACAAUGCUGAGGGUUCUGAUUCUGAGGAAGAGGAAGAUACGGACACGCUCUCUGCUGAGUGGGAAACUGUACCCAACCUGCCUUUAUUGGAACCGCCCUUAGUGCCAACCCACCAAACUUUCUCAACAUUUAAUUCUACUGCUGUAUACUCCCAGGCAACAAUGGGUCAUGCAGGGCCUGGUAUGGGUAUGGGUACUGGAGCAGGCGGCAUUGUUUCCUCAGCAGCUGCUUCAGUUAUCUCUCUGUUCCGAGGUUUUGGUGGUGCUCAGAACAAGUGAGCGAAGCUUUAGGCUGAAGUAGCAGUUUUAUAAGACUUGUGGUGGGUAUUCACAAUGAGGUCAUAUGGAUAAGGUAAAUGAGUUGGGCCAAGAGGUUGCUGUGGUGUCAUGGCGUGGACAGGUUGGCAUUACCAAAUCUCUACCUCAUUCAGAUAUGUGAAAGUGUUAUUAAAAAAACAAUCACUUUUACAAGUGAUUUACAAUAAAUGAAGAAAGACAGGCUUUGUGAACAAAGAGAUGCAAGCAAUAAAUUAAUCACAAUUUCUGAAGCCUGGAAAUAUUUCAUUAAUUUUAUAUACAAGAGAAAUACAUGAAAAUGAAAAUUAUUUGUAACUUAUCCACACAAACUACAAACCGGUUACUAAUUUUGUGCUUUAGAAAAUUGAGGAUUUUAAAUACCUUUAUCCAUCUUUGACUUAUUUUUCAGGAAAAAAUAAUACAGAAAUUAUAAUUCAUCUAUAAACAUCAACUGUUCAUUGAUGUUUUAUAUCUUUUCUUCAUGUUGAGUUGUACAGGCAUAAAAGCAGGCAAAAGGUAUUCUCAUUACUCAAAAUUUUUUUCUUGCUGCUUUUUGUUUCAUUAUUAUAGUACUUUUGAGAACUCACUUGCAUUAUUUCCAUCAUUAUCUCAAAGUACAGGAAAGAAACUUUUUUUUAACUCUCCCUAUAGAUUUUCAUACAAUUUUACAUUCACUUUUUCAGUGAAUUAGACAUGUAAGACAAACCUAUUUACAUAAAUCAUCAUAAAACUUUUUAUCUUUCCCAUUAAUGUCUUUCAUUUCCAUAUCUUACACACAAAAAAUAUGAUGCAAUAUUAUAACUGGCAAUCAGCACAAAUCAUUACUUUUUCUAUGGAAGAAUAGCACUAACCAGAAGACAGGGCAUAUACAUCAAAUAAAGUCUUGAGUCUUGCAUUUGCAUUUAACUAUGAAAUAUAUCAUGUCUAGUUGCUGUUCAUUUCCAUUUUAACAGCUUAUUACAUUCAUCCAGAGGCUUACCAUUGUAGUUGCACCUAAACAAUUUGAAUAUGUAUAGUAUUGUACAUUUAUAAUUUAAUUGGAUAAAGAGGACAAUUAAAACACAACACAUUGGCAUUAGUUACAAUUCUUGCAGAGAGGUUGUCUGUAGGAAAUACAGUUUAUAAUAACACAAAUGAAAGGAUUGGUGAAUAUGAGAGAUCAUCUGCGGUGACUGGUAAAUUCUCCAAAAGGGUCUAGGCCAAUUCUAGAAAAUUACUCUCAAAUUUUUUUUUUGCUCAUUAUAUUUCUCUUUAAAUUGAAGGUGCAUCCUACACACCAGUGUAUCUUUUAUGCUGCAAAAUAUGGCAACUUGAUACAAGUACUCCUGAUACAAGUACUCGCUGACAUUGUUUGACAUAUAUUUAGUCAUGUGUUAUACAGGGAAGGUUACAAUUAUAGUUUUUUCUUAGUGUAUUAGUUCUUUUUCUGAGGAACAUAUCACAUGAUGUGACCUUUAUAUUCUGUUUAUCUGUGAAUUUCAGUAAAUGUUUAAUAAGAGCAAAUCAUAAUUUUAUUACAUAUUAAAUGAUUAUUAAAUAUACUUACAACAAUUUCAGACAGUUUCAAAAUAAUUUUCUGAGGUUUAGUUUUUCUAAAUGAGCAAUUAUCAUAUUAUGUACAUUUCUCUGUACAAAUGAAAUUGUCCAUUAUCUAUUCAAUAAAGGCAUUCAAUUCCUUUAUUUAAUAGAUACUUCUCAUAUUGUAGCAUAGUUGUUAAGAAAUUUUGAAUGAACUCAACCCCUUGCACAUAAUCUUGCACAGUAUGGAUAGUUGGCCAGUGUGCAUUUUUUCAUGGCAUCAUCAAAUUGUUGACACUGCAAAUUGUGGAGGUCUAUCAGGCAUACAAUAUUUUCUUUAUAACCAUCUCUUAGCAUGUUACUAAUCACAUAGUACAGCUAGACAUCUUAUCAGAUCCCAUUUCAUUUUAAUUAAUUUUUUUUUUAUAUGCAUAUGAAAGCUAGAACACUCCCAUACUCUUCCUAUCUGUACCAAGGUAUGCCUGCUCCUGUUUGUGUGGAGCUUUUUAUAAUGUGCUACUGCUAGCAUUUAAUAACCUCUUAUAGAUUAACCAUGAAAUUCCAAGUAAUGUCAGUCUUCACUAAAUUGAAAUGUAGCCUGGACAAAAAUUUGCAGAUUAGUUUUGGCCUCCAUCUGUCCAUGGAUGAUUUGGUAAAAGAAAAUAUCAGGGAGGCCACUGUAACUAUUUUCCCACACCAUCACAAACACAUACUCAGACCAUUUUUCCUCCCUUUUUAUAUGAUGAUUCUUUUAUCACCAUCUGUAAUCUCACUACAAGAUGUCCCAAACCUGAUCUUACACUGCACUUGGCUUGCAUCUUUUCUAGCCCAACCCAAACUUUUGUUUUCUUUCUUAAACUUCGUCUUUUCAUUUUUGGUAUGUGUUUAACAUUAUAUACAUUAUGGCAAAAGAAAUUAUGCCUUCUUCUUUGACCACCCAGCUCAUGUCAACCCACCAGCAUUGCAUAACUUAUUUCCAGUUUGAGAAAUAUGUUUUCUGGUGUUGUAAAUCAUGCCCCAUCCUCUGGCCACCCACUCAAUGUAAAGUACAGUAGAAACUGAGGUGGGAGGAGAAGUAUUUUGCCUUUAUUUUUCCAGACUUGUGGGAGUCUAUUUGGGCUAACCAAGUGAGGUAUGAGGAUCAGGAAUACACAGAAUAGUACUUCUGAAACUACAACGGAAAAAUUUGCCCUUGGGGAAUGGUGAAAAGGCGUUGGCUGGGGUAUUAUUGUCUACAGUAUUUCAGUCUUUAGGGGGUGAUUAGUAAAAGCUACAGACACGAUUUGUGACUAUUGAUUUAUUAUUUAGAUGUAGCAGACAUUUUUUUGUUUAAUCAAAUAUUCUGAUUGUAUGAAAACUAUUAAUUUACUUAUUUUCUGAAUAAUGGGAAUGUCUCUGGCUUACCAUAUAUUUAGGUGGUAUACUUUCAGGAGAUUUUUGGCUUUGAGUGUGUUUUUGCAUUGUAUUACAGCUGCAGAUAUAGCACUUUCUUAUUUUUGCAUCAUUAUUCAAACACUUUUUAGAGCCACUUUCUAGAGUUUUCAUCUCCUGGCAGUAACAACUUGUUACUGCUCAGUUUGAUAUACAUGGAAUUUAUUGACAUUUUUCAAAGCUACCUUUCCCUCUACAGAGAUUUACAUAAAAGUUGCACAUUAUUAUAAGUUGAGUAAUACCAGACUUGCAUAUUGCAAUGAACCUUAUGAAGUACCUGAAUAAAUUAUGGCCACAAUGCUGAUUUUAUCAACUUGAAAUAAGUUUUGUUUUGGGUUGCUAUACUUGAUGGAAUUAUUAUAAACUGCAGAUAAAAAAGAACAUAAAAUUAUGUAAGGUCUUUGAUACGAAAGACAAGAAAAUGAUGUAGUCUUAGUAAAUAGAUAAAUAGACACACCCACACACACCACACUACACCACAACACACCACA